AUGCCCCGGAUCAAGACAAAACGUACCAAAGCAGCGCCAGACGGCUUCGACAAGAUCCAAUCCACACUGGCAGACUUUGACCUGCAACUGAAGGAAGUACAAGACCAGGAUGCUUCAAAACUCAAAGCCAAAGCCAACGAGGGAACCUGGAAAGUCUUACGCAUCACUCACGAGCGGUCCCGGUACAUCUACAGUUUGUAUUACAAACGCAAAGCCAUCUCCAAAGAACUUUACACAUGGCUGCUGCGUGAGAAAUACGCUGACAAGAUGUUGAUCGCCAAGUGGAAGAAGCGUGGAUAUGAAAAACUGUGCUGUCUGCAAUGUAUACAAAGUGCGGAAUCGAAUUCUGAGGGCAAUACCUGUAUAUGUAGGGUCCCAAGAAGCGUGCUAGAGAAGAAUAGUAAGGACGGGGUGGUUACUUUCACCAGGUGUGUCCAUUGCGGUUGUACUGGGUGUGCUAGUACCGAUUAA
Lachancea lanzarotensis is the source of this 471-nucleotide messenger RNA. It is a transcript of the gene BUD31, whose product is annotated as LALA0S02e07272g1_1. Lineage: Eukaryota; Fungi; Ascomycota; Saccharomycetes; Saccharomycetales; Saccharomycetaceae. Gene Ontology annotation, biological process: mRNA splicing, via spliceosome. The record is from RefSeq and is a predicted model, not a curated record. Gene Ontology annotation, cellular component: nucleus; spliceosomal complex. The transcript has a single exon. The coding region runs from base 1 to 471 and encodes 156 amino acids.